AUGUCUGUUAAAAUGGAAAAUCUUUGCGCCAACACAGUGUGUGAGCGUGAUAACCCUUGUUUGAGUGGAUCCACGUGUGUUCCUGUUGAUGUAACUGGCUUUGAUUGCAUCUGCCCAAAGGCAUACACUGGAAAACUGUGCGACACAGUUAAAUGGCUAAAGAUCAACUCCAGUCCCGUGUGCUUUGGAACAAAAGACAGUUCAUUUGGCCAAUUUAACAUCACCGUUCCAGGCCAAAUUAUCACUUUCAAGCUCGUCCAUGUAUCAGGCUCGGUUAACUGCAACGAAGGUUUCCCGAUUCGCUCCAGUCACUGGGGAUGCAGAGAUGACAAAGGCAAUCCAGAGAGAAUGAAUAGCGUAAUAACAGACAACAAUGACACCUUGAUUCUUCCCCAGGACGAGUUCUUCACUGUAAACCGAGAGAGACUCGAAUACAAGUUGCCUGGAUACGACGAAAUGUCAAAGGAAGUGAUUUUUAAGAAUAUUAGUGUUCCUCUGGGGGUGAGGUGUGGGGAUGAAUUUCGUAUCUGGUACGGGCAAGAUUUGACGAAUAAGCUUGAGAAGAAUAAUGGCGGAACGACGUGCUGUGACGUGUAUGCCUUGUAUGAGUAGAGCAGUUUUCGUAUGACUGUGAAAAGCUCAGUGCCGUAAGCGUGAGGUGCGGUGACCGUGAUACUUUCUAGAAUUGAUUGUCUGAUUUUUUUU
Messenger RNA from Actinia tenebrosa (Australian red waratah sea anemone), 705 nucleotides. RefSeq lists its product as uncharacterized. The record is from RefSeq and is a predicted model, not a curated record. Lineage: Eukaryota; Metazoa; Cnidaria; Anthozoa; Actiniaria; Actiniidae.